AUUAACCUACCAUUUCUUUUCUUAGCUGCAUGUAUCCCAUUCCCAACAUGCUCCGCCAGAAACGUCUUCUUCUCCUUUCCCACAUUCUGAUCGCAACCAUCGCCGCCCCGCCUGAUUUCUUGCACUACCUCUGCGUAAACACCGGCCAUACCACGUUUAACACGGGCCAUACCACGUUCCAGAAGAACCUCGACAUCCUCCUCCCUUCCCUUUCAUCCAACAUCGAUAAGCAUGGGUUUUACAGCUUCUCUAACCGGGGGGCUUACGCAAUGGCGCUCUGCAGAGGAGACGUUCCGCUGGAAACUUGCCGCAGUUGUAUUGACGACUCCACCAUGAAGCUCACUCAAGUCUGUUCAAACCAUAAGGAAGCAUUCGGAUGGUACGAUUACUGCAUGCUCCGUUACUCAGACAAGUCUAUGGAUGGAAUUCUGAUCAGUAUGCCAGAAGAUCGGAUUUUCUACAUGUGGAACGUCAGUGAUCGAUCGAGCGUAGCGGAUCAUAAAUUCAACCAGACGCUGGCAAGCUUGUUGGACAGUCUACGGGGUAAGACAGCUUCUGGUGGCGAUCGCCUGAAAUUUGCCACGGGGAUCGCCGUUGUUCCAGACUUUGGUUGGAGUAUCUAUGGGCUUAUGCAGUGCACGCCAGAUUUGUCCGAGCAGGAUUGCGUGGAUUGCUUGGUUAAGGCUGCCGAGAGACAAGAUUGUUGCGCCGGGAAGGUGGGAGGGAGAGUUGUCGGACCCAGCUGUAAUUACAGGUUUGAGAGCUACCGGUUCUUCAACGACACUCCGGCGCCGCCGACCGACACACCGUUGUCCUCAUCAGUUAGCAAGACAGAAUUAUUAUAUUCAAGAAAAAGAAGAAAGCUUUCUUUGAUAGAUGUCCAUCUCCGGUCACCAUCACCUGCCGAUGCACGGCCAUCCUCGCCAGGAAACGAUUAUACAAAAAUCGUCGUCCUUAUUGUUGUUGUUUCGACUGUGUGUUUUGUGCUAGUACCCCUCGUUGUUUUUUGCUUUCCGUUGAUGAGGAGCCUGAGAAAGUCGCAGCACAGAUUUGGAUUUUGGGAAGUUAUCAAUGAAUAUGGACCCAUGGACGGCAUUAGCAUCCCAGAAUCCUUGCAAUACGACUUCGAUACUAUUUGUGUUGCUACAGAUUAUUUCUCCGACAAUAAUAAACUUGGAAGAGGUGGUUUCGGAGUUGUUUAUAAGGGUAAGUUUCGUAAUGGACAAGAAAUUGCUGUGAAAAGGCUGUCCUUGAAUUCCAUUCAAGGGGAACUAGAAUUCAAGAAUGAAGUUAUGCUACUAGCUAAGCUUCAACAUAGGAAUUUGGUCAGGCUUCUUGGUUUUUGCUUGGAGGGUACAGAAAGGCUUCUUGUCUACGAGUUUGUGAACAACUUGAGUCUUGAUCACUUCUUAUUUGAUCCUAUGAAACGUAGAUAUUUGGAUUGGGAAACACGUUACAAGAUCAUAGAGGGCAUUGCUCGGGGAAUUUUGUACUUUCAUGAAGAUUCAAGACUUAGGAUAAUUCAUCGAGAUCUUAAAGCUAGCAAUGUUUUGUUAGACGAAGAGAUGAAUCCCAAAAUAUCAGAUUUUGGUAUGGCAAGAUUGUUUAUGAUGGAUCAAAGUCAAGGGGAUACAAGUAGAAUUGUUGGGACUUUUGGAUAUAUGGCUCCAGAGUAUGCAAUGCAUGGGCAUUUUUCAGUAAAGUCAGAUAUAUUUAGUUUUGGUGUCUUAAUUCUAGAAAUUAUUACUGGCCAAAAGAACAACUCUUUGCAACAAGGCGAGAAUUUAGAGGACCUUUUAAGCAAUGUUUGGAAGGCUUGGAAUGAAGGGAUAGCUUCAAAUUUGAUAGAUCCCAUGUUAAGGUCUAGUUCAAGUUCAACAUGUGAGAUGAUAAGAUGCAUCCAUAUCGGUUUGCUAUGCGUUCAAGAAAAUGUUGCAGAUAGACCAACCAUAGCUUUGCUUGUUCUAAUGCUUAAUAGCUCGUCUCUCCCCCUUGCAACUCCUUCAAAGCCGGCCUUCUUUAUGCACUGUGGUAUGAAUCUAGAGAUGCCAGUGCUCCAAGAAAAUAGUUCUAGUUUUGCAGCAACAACUGAGUCUAAUAAUUCAAAAAACAAAUAUGUCCUUUCAUCAGUCAACGAGACUUCAAUUACUGAGGUAUAUCCUCGAUGAUUAUUGGGGUUGUCAUUCCACCGGUGAACUUACGUGCAUGAGUUCAUAGAAGUUGGCCUUGUGAAACAAAAAGCUUCCUCGUAAAUUGUUACCAAUAACUCAAUGUAGAAGAUUACGUUUAUAGAGAAGUUGAUGAUUGAUCUCAACUCUCAAAAUCAAGAGUCAUUUCUGUAGUAUAUAUAGAGGGAGAGAAGUAACUUUACUUUUUUA
Messenger RNA from Diospyros lotus (date-plum), 2378 nucleotides. RefSeq names its product cysteine-rich receptor-like protein kinase 44. Gene Ontology annotation, biological process: protein phosphorylation. The record is from RefSeq and is a predicted model, not a curated record. The transcript has 8 exons. Bases 30 to 2168 code for a protein of 712 amino acids. NCBI's taxonomy places the organism in Eukaryota, Viridiplantae, Streptophyta, Magnoliopsida, Ericales, Ebenaceae. Gene Ontology annotation, molecular function: ATP binding; protein kinase activity.